Messenger RNA from Dibothriocephalus latus, 1407 nucleotides. The record is from the annotation of a GenBank genome assembly. Lineage: Eukaryota; Metazoa; Platyhelminthes; Cestoda; Diphyllobothriidea; Diphyllobothriidae.
GAAAAGCAACCCGAAGGGGAUGGCGCGGCAGCCCCUGCCGGUGAACCUGAAGCCGAAAAGGAAGCUGCUCCAAAGCCCAUUCCUUGGAACGAUCUCGUUACACAGGAUGUCACCGGCGAAGACUCGCGCUACCUCGAAGUGCGGCUUUCAAAACUACCGGAGAUCGUUCUGGCUCCAGCCGCACGAAUUCGCAGGGACACCGCAGAGCUGAGUCGUGGAGGAGGAAAACUCUCCAGCCUUGUCGAUAAUCGUGUCGUAAUGACCGUUCCACAAGGUGCUCUAAAGAUCAGUAUCAUCUACUCCGUGCAGCAUACUUUCGACUUUUUGCAUUUUGCAGACGAUGAAGGCAAAACGAGGAAGAAUGAGCCUAUAGUGCUGGAUCCAUUUCAAAGAUCGUUACUGCUCCCGAAGUUGCUUGCAGGUGCCAGUUCCAGUCACGCCGAAGUCACCUUAGUGACUGCUGGUUUGGAAGACUCCAACUGGGUGCCCUGGACUACACCCGAAAUUGUUGAGCAGAAGAAUGCUGACAUCUGCAUAUUUAACUUUUCGCGAUUGGAGCCCCGCAAAAUACUGUGCAUAAAAUCGAGGACAGUGAUGGAUCCGGAGAGCCUUUUGCAGACAGCCACAAUCCUGGAGCGCAGUCUUUCUCAACGCAUGGUCUACUUCAUACUUCGUCAAAUGUCCAACGACCCCAGCAAAAUAUGCUUGGCAGUUUGUUUAGCCCAAAAUCUGGACAAGACGUUGGGACAGUUGGCAAUGGGGGGCUACACAGAGGGGGACAAGCCAACUGGCCCUCUCUUCAUCUACGAGCGCCAAGUCUUUGAAGUUGCCUUUAAGGGUAACAUUCGUCCCAAGAAGGGCGGUCCACGAGAUUCUCGGCAUUUGUCAAUGGACGAUGGUCCAAUGCGUAUAGCUUUUAACUCCGCCCUGCAGAACACUUAUAUGGUUGAUGUUGAGGAAUGCGAUUCAAGUGCACAAGUGGCCUGUGAGAAGUUCCGUGGGUUCCUUGAAGUCACUUUCCAGCACAUGGUGAAAAAACCAGCCAAAAAGAAGAAGGGCGUUCGCACGGUCGGGAACAAGAAAUUCGUUAUGGAACUAGAAACCGUCCUUCUGUGCCAGCUUCUCAUAAAACUUCCAAAGCAGCCUUCAGAUCAGGCCGGAGCCUGCGUCCUCCAGCCGUUCACUCUCGUCUCUAAAGACGCUGUUACUGAGGAUUAUUUGGAGGCUCUGGCCAGGAAACUGCUUGGUGACACAUGGAGACGAUUAGGACUCGCCCUGAACAUGACAAAGACGCAAAUUCAGGCAGUUGGUGGUCGUGCUGAAUCGGCCGGAGAGAAUAAGGCCAUUACGAUGCUCCACAGUUGGGUUAAGAAUCUACCACUUGAGGCUGAUAGGGUAAGUUUGUGA